Messenger RNA from Diatraea saccharalis (sugarcane borer), 1475 nucleotides. The record is from the annotation of a GenBank genome assembly. Lineage: Eukaryota; Metazoa; Arthropoda; Insecta; Lepidoptera; Crambidae.
ACAAACAGCGAUUUUUACGAUUAAAAAUAUAUUUAACUAGAUUUUUCAGGCAUUAAGUACAAUAUUAUUAUUGACUAACACUGUUAAAUGAAAACUUCAAAUAAUGGCAUCAUCUAAUACUUUACAAAAAGCCAUUGAUCUUGUUACGAAAGCUACAGAAGAAGAUAAAAACAAAAAUUAUGAAGAAGCAUUGCGAUUGUACGAGCAUGGUGUGGAAUAUUUUCUUCAUGCUGUAAAAUAUGAGGCGCAAGGAGAAAGAGCUAAAGAAAGCAUCCGUGCAAAGUGCCUGCAGUAUUUAGAUAGAGCUGAAAAACUCAAAGAAUAUCUCAAGAAAGACCGUAAAAAGAAACCAGUAAAAGAUGGUGAAUCCAAUUCAAAAAGUGAAGAUAAAAAGAGUGACAGUGACAGUGAUUCAGAUGACCCUGAGAAAAAGAAAUUGCAGGGUAAGUUAGAGGGUGCUAUUGUUGUUGAAAAACCCCAUGUAAAAUGGAGUGACGUAGCUGGUCUUGAAGCUGCUAAAGAAGCAUUGAAGGAAGCUGUCAUUCUACCUAUCAAAUUCCCUCAUUUGUUUACUGGCAAAAGAAUACCGUGGAAGGGAAUUCUUCUGUUUGGGCCACCUGGUACUGGUAAGUCAUAUUUAGCUAAAGCAGUGGCCACUGAAGCUAAUAAUUCAACCUUCUUUUCUGUAUCUUCAUCUGAUCUUGUAUCCAAGUGGCUUGGUGAAUCUGAGAAACUUGUCAAAAACUUGUUUGAAUUGGCCAGACAGCACAAACCAAGUAUAAUAUUCAUUGAUGAAGUUGAUUCCUUGUGUUCUUCUCGAUCAGACAAUGAGUCUGAAUCUGCCAGAAGGAUCAAAACAGAGUUUCUAGUUCAAAUGCAGGGUGUUGGCAAUGAUAUGGAUGGUAUUUUAGUGCUGGGAGCAACUAACAUACCUUGGGUACUUGAUGCUGCCAUCAGAAGGCGUUUUGAGAAACGUAUUUACAUAGCUCUACCUGAAGAGCAUGCUCGUCUUGAUAUGUUUAAGCUACAUUUGGGGAACACACGGCAUAUAUUAACUGAACAAGAUAUGAAGGUACUGGCAUCAAAGACAGAUGGAUAUUCCGGUGCUGAUAUCAGUAUUGUGGUACGUGAUGCUCUAAUGCAACCUGUACGUAAAGUACAGUCAGCUACUCACUUCAAGAAGAUUUCAGGACCGAGCCCCACAAAUCCUGAUGUGAUUGUGAACGAUCUUCUGACACCCUGUUCUCCUGGUGACCCUGGAGCUAUCGAAAUGACCUGGAUGGAUGUACCUAGUGAUAAAUUGGGUGAGCCACCAGUAACUAUGUCUGAUAUGCUGCGAUCAUUGGCUACAUCUAAACCUACCGUUAAUGAUGAAGAUAUGACUAAACUCAAGAAGUUCAUGGAAGAUUUUGGUCAAGAAGGGUAAAUAAAUAUAAAUUCGAAUUUUGGAUUAUAAAUAAUAUUCUAUAGCUGCU